This is a messenger RNA of Cotesia glomerata, 816 nucleotides long. RefSeq lists its product as uncharacterized. The coding region runs from base 1 to 816 and encodes 271 amino acids. The record is from RefSeq and is a predicted model, not a curated record. NCBI's taxonomy places the organism in Eukaryota, Metazoa, Arthropoda, Insecta, Hymenoptera, Braconidae. The transcript is spliced from 2 exons.
AUGGAAAUAGCUCAUAUGAUCAAAGAGUUUCGGCUAUUGAUAAAUGGAGUUGAAGUGGAUCAGAAUAGCAAUGUUGGUAUAACUAGUUUAAUGAAAGGAUAUUUAUCAUUUAGCCCAAAUCAAUUGGGUACUUUGGAAAAUGCCGGCAAGUUGAUGGAUAAUGAGGUUAAGUUUACCGAUAAUGCAGGAAACUUUGACUUUAUCAUUCCACUUAAUAUUUCAAGUGAUUUUGCUGAAGAUUAUCUUAAAGUUUCGAUGAAUGUUCAACUUGAGAUAAUUCUAACGAUAUCAAACAGUGAUAUAAAUUCUUACAUACAAACAAAUGCUGCUGCUGCUGCUGAAGAAGCAGUCAAAACCUCAACUCAGCUUGAAAAACCACGUUACGUUGUUUUUAGAUUCCAAACAGCAAGGAAAAAUGAUGCUAGGAAAGAUGCUAGCAAAUUUGAUCUCUGCAAUUUACGGAACAUCAAAUUAUUUUUAAAUUCACAAAGUUAUCCCUAUGGUGACUUGAAUUUAGAUAUACCUCACAACCAGUAUGCUUUAUUAUAUCAUAUGUACACAGUCUUUCAAACAUCAUACUAUAACAAAGAAGCCGAACCACUCCUAUCGAAAAUGAAAUUUUUGGAUCAAGCACCACUGUGUGUAAUUGAUUGCUCUAAACAGAACGAAGCUAUAAAAUCUGGACCAGUAGACAUUCGACUGGAAUUUGAAUCAAGUAAUCAGUUUGCAUCCAACACAACAGCAUACUGUUUAAUUAUUCACGAUCAUAUCAUUGAAUACAAUCCUAUAAGCAGCACUGUCUGUAAAUUAGUGUAA